Pleuronectes platessa (European plaice) is the source of this 4605-nucleotide messenger RNA. It is a transcript of the gene slc38a3b, whose product is annotated as solute carrier family 38 member 3b. NCBI's taxonomy places the organism in Eukaryota, Metazoa, Chordata, Actinopteri, Pleuronectiformes, Pleuronectidae. Gene Ontology annotation, biological process: histidine transport; amino acid transmembrane transport; asparagine transport. The record is from RefSeq and is a predicted model, not a curated record. Gene Ontology annotation, molecular function: L-histidine transmembrane transporter activity; L-glutamine transmembrane transporter activity; L-asparagine transmembrane transporter activity. The transcript is spliced from 17 exons. Bases 335 to 1885 code for a protein of 516 amino acids.
GAGGAGGAGGAGGCGGACCAAUCGUGCGACCCCCACAGAUGAGCUCCAGAACGUUUUACAAUGCAGAGCGUUUCUCAGAGCGUAUUUUGCAGCUGUUGACUUGGAGAGCGACGGAUCCGACGUGCGUAAAACACCCGUAAAUGUAGAUCCAGCCACCGCGCCGAGAAGAGAAGAGAGACAGAAGACACUAGAAGGAAGAAGAGAGUCAUCGUUCAUCACAUUGUUCCAACACUCACCGGAGGACUUAACCUGAAAGCUUCGAGAGGAGAGAGAGCGCAUUUGAUAUUCAGACCUUGGUUGGACACAAACGAGCCCAAAAGAAACGACUUGAAUCAUGGAGCCUGCUCAGUCAGAGGUGAACAUCAUAUCCAACGGGAAAAGCCACGACCCCGGGGACGACUCGAGUGUGCCAAUGAAGUCAUUUCUCGAGGAGGAUCAAAAUGGCACUCAAACAGUCAGAUUUGAUGAUCCUGACGUAGGUCUGGAAAAUGAAGAGUUUCUGCCCAGUGCUAAUGGAAAGAAACCCCAGCGCUUCACAGACUUUGAAGGAAAGACCUCCUUUGGCAUGUCCGUCUUCAACCUGGGCAAUGCGAUCAUGGGCAGUGGAAUCCUGGGAUUGGCCUACGCCAUGGCCAACACUGGCAUACUCCUCUUCUUGUUUCUUCUGACUGCAGUAGCAGGGUUGUCAUCUUACUCCAUUCAUCUGCUGCUCAAAUCCUCGGGCAUUGUGGGGAUUCGAGCUUAUGAAGAGCUGGGCUACAGAGCCUUCGGCACUCCUGGAAAAAUGGCCGCUGGUAUUGCAAUUACCCUGCAGAAUAUUGGAGCCAUGUCCAGCUACCUGUACAUCGUCAAAUCGGAGCUACCGCUGGUCAUCCAAACGUUCCUGAAGGCCGACCCCAGCUCUGAUUUGUGGUACAUGAAUGGAAACUACCUGGUGAUCAUGGUCUCUGCCAGUAUCAUCCUGCCCCUGGCUUUAAUGAAGCAACUCGGUUACCUUGGCUACACCAGUGGAUUUUCUCUCAGCUGUAUGGUGUUCUUUCUCACUGCGGUUAUCUAUAAGAAGUUUCAGAUUCCCUGCCCGUUCGAGGAGUACUCAGCCAACAGCACUGCUGCCCACCUCACCAUGAACGUCUCAAGCCAUGGCCACGAGUACACCAAUGGUGUUGUUCACGCAGACGAUGACGACGCCCACUGCUCCCCACGCAUGCUCACCAUGAACUCUCAGACGGCAUACACCAUUCCCAUCUUGGCUUUCGCCUUUGUGUGCCACCCUGAGGUUCUGCCAAUUUACACCGAGCUCCAAAAUCCAACAAAGAAGAGGAUGCAGAAGGUGUCCAACAUCUCCAUCUUAGUCAUGUACACCAUGUACUUUCUAGCAGCUCUCUUUGGCUACCUGACCUUUUAUGGCAAAGUGGAGCCAGAACUGCUGCACACCUACAGCCGCAUCGAUCCGUACGACACUUUGAUCCUGUGUGUGCGCGUGGCCGUCCUCACUGCCGUCACCCUGACCGUCCCCAUUGUGUUGUUCCCUGUGCGUAGAGCCAUCCAGCAUAUGCUGUUCCCCACCAAGGCUUUCAACUGGCUGCGUCACACUGCCAUCGCUGUCGUUCUGCUCACCUUGAUCAACAUGCUGGUGAUAUUUGCCCCAAACAUUCUGGGCAUCUUCGGCUUCAUUGGUGCCACGUCGGCUCCAUGCCUCAUUUUCAUCUUCCCCGCCGUUUUCUACAUCCGCAUCGUCCCCAAAGAAGACGAACCCAUGAACUCCGUUCCCAAGAUACUGGCUUCCUGCUUUGCUGCUCUGGGUGUCCUCUUCAUGGUUAUGAGUCUGAGCUUCAUAAUCACCGACUGGACGAUGGGGAGCAGCCAUGCCGCAGGAGGCCACUAGGGGCUGCUUCAGUGUGUGUGUGUGGGCUCAGCAAACGGGGGUUAAAAGAGCUGGUCAAUGUAAAAACAAAGCACUAUCACCUCAGUGGGGACACACUAAAGUGCUGGCCAGCACACAGCCGGGGGUUUGUAACAAUAGACAAACGUACAGUAUCGAAAGUGGGUUGGAAUCACAUUUGGAUUGACCAAGUUGAAUUAACCCUUUGACACUUAUCCGAACAAAAUCCUCUCAUAACAUUGUUCAGUAAUUCAAUUUAACGCAGUGCAAUGGUGAUAAUGCAAUUUAUAUGAAUAAUCAGGAACAAACAGGGUCUAUCAGUUUGUUUUAACCGUCAUCUGUUUGCAUGACAAAGCCCUCGAUGGAGAAAUGGUCCUUUCCUGUUGCUUCCUCUUUAUUUACACACAAACGGCCGCAGCGAGUACUGUAUAGAAGAAAGUUGCUAUGAUUGUGUUUGGGGCUGGAGACAGGAAGGCGUCGAGAUGCACACAACAGAUGAUUAAAUAACUCGCAAGUUAUUUUAACAGAAAAGUAUUUUUUACAAGAUGCACAAAACGGGACUCACCCUGAACCAUUAGCACUCUGAACUUUAAUGUAACACAACAAGUGCUUUAAAGCCUUAAAGUGGGGGCGACAUUUUAUUUUCAUGAUCUGUCAAAUCCCAGAGUUCUUCUUCUUCUUAUCAUUAUAAUUAUACAGUUUAAACUUUUAUUUCUAAUUAAUAUAUCAGCAGUAUUUUUAACCAACACAGAUGCCUUUCAAUCUUUGGGACAAUACAGUAAAAACAGAAAUGUAUAUUUAUUUAGCUUCCGUCAGUGUUUUUAAUUUCAGAUAUUUAACUACUGUAUAUGAUGAAGUUAAUUUUGUUUUAGCUAACAGCUCAGUAUAUAGUUAAUGGUAGGGUGUUACAGGCUGACGAUACUUGUUACAAUAUGAAUAGAUUGAUUUGAGAAUCCUUUAUAAAUUUAUUUUUUUUAGCACAUAUGCCAAACUGUGACAUUAAAUAUAAACCAAGUACAGUUCAAGUUUACCCCGACAGUUCACUUUUCAUUCUAACUCAUGAGCCUAUUUUAUUCUUGAUUAUAUUCACCUUUAUAUUCCGAUUAAGUCCUUAGCCCUACAUUCAGAAUACGAUAUCCUGAUAAGUGCUUCAUAUUGUGUAUCUACACGUUCCAAUACAUUGUGAAAAGUUUAUGAUAUAAAAUAUGGUUGUUUUUUUAAUCCUUGACCCCACCUUAAAUCAAACUCUGUGGGUUUGUACCAUGCCUGGCCAAGCAACAUGAAUUUAUCAAAAUAAACCCACUGGUGGGUCUAGUAGAGUUCAUCAAGCUGAUUUAUUUUUUUAAUUUGAAGAUGUAUUGAUCUGUUGUAGUUCUGCCUUGACGUUUUUGCUGUACUGGUUUGUAGUAUUUUGAUUUGUUUUCACACUUAGACUUGAAGUUAAAGUUUUGCAUGUUGUAAUGUCCAGUCCGUCCUCUAGUUGAUACAGUGAGCUACACAGUGAGUGAUUUUCCGUCCCACGUUGUCAUAGUUGUUAUUGUAAUACUGUACAAUUGGCAUCUUAAAGUGAAGUGGAUUGGAGUCCCAAUCUGUGCUAGAGUUACCAUAGUGUUAUAUUAGUCUUUUGAGGCCCUUCUUAAUUGCAAUGUUUAAACAUUACUGUUGUGAUGUUCAGUCAGCGAUGACACUUUCAGUUCAAGGUGGAUUUAGGGAUGUGGACGAUCACUUCCAGAUGGACAAAUUGGGGUUUCACUUUUUACAGAAUACAUAUUAUAGAAUGGAAAUAUAUAUAUACACAAAUUAAUAUCCUGGGUCUUCCCCGAGGUCUCGGUGUUGAGAUUAUAUCUCAACACUGGCCUGGGAACGCCUCGGGAUCCCCCCGUCAGAGUUGGUCAAUGUGGCCCGGGAAAGGGAAGUCUGGGGCCCCCUGCUUGAGCUGCUCCCCCCGCGACCCGACCCCGGAUAAGCGGACGAAGAUGAGAUGAGACAAAUUAAUAUGUUAACAAAACAAUGCAACAUUUUGAGCUUUUGAACUCAGAGAAAUGACAAAUACUUGGUGCUUGUAGCCAAAGAUGGUUUUAUAUUGUAACACAUGGCUUUCAAGCUUCAGAAAAGUCCAGUGUAAAUCAUCACUUCUCUCGUUUUAUUUAUGUAUCCUUCUAUGCUUUGUGUUGUUUUUGUUUAAGGAUUUCUGAUUCCCGAUUGAGGUAUUUUUUAACGGACAAGUUUUGAACAACAGUAGGAGAAAUAUUUAGUGCACGUAUCAGCCUCGGUCCCCGCUUUUCCAUGUGUAUUUUCCGUGGCUGCUGUGGUGUAAGCUACAUGAAGGGUUACUUUUGUCAUGUUUAGUUAUUUCUUCACUGUACGUGAUCAUGCCAAAAUAACAACUGACUACCUACUGCUUUGAAAUGCCUUUAACUUUGGAACAGGUCCCACAGUUUAAAUAACAGACACUAUAUCAAAUAUCCAUUUUUCCUGUAAUCAGAUCUCUGUGCUAUUUUAUUAUAGUCUAACUGUUAUUCGAGAUGUAAAUCCAUGAAAUGACAAAACUAUAAGUAAAUACUAAGAUAUAUGGAAUUCUGGUGAAUAAGAUGUGGCUUGAUAUGAAUGAUGUACAUAAAUCUAAACCUUUUAUAUUUGUGAUGCAUAUUUACAGUAGCUUGUAAAGUGUAAAUAGAAGGGACAGUUUUAGUUUGGCAAUAAAAUAAUUGUAGAUGUUUUAA